This is a messenger RNA of Chara braunii, 839 nucleotides long. The record is from the annotation of a GenBank genome assembly. NCBI's taxonomy places the organism in Eukaryota, Viridiplantae, Streptophyta, Charophyceae, Charales, Characeae.
GGUUAAUAACGGAAGGCGUGUGUUGGACGUUUGUCUGUGAUGGGCAGAACCCAGACAAAGCAAAGACAACUCAGGAUGCCUUAUGCACGGGAAGACCCGCGUAUGCUCGGGCCAGUUGAGAAAGAGGGGGGGCUCGAGGUGUCUAUACCCAGGCGAGUCAGAGCAGGAGAGUACUUCUCGUCAUUGUGGGACAUGUUGAUGGGCACGGACAUCCUUGCCUGGAUCGAGUAUGGGUUUGAUGACGAGCAGGAGUGUGCGAUUGUAAGGGUGACGCUGUACGCCUCGCCCUCAUUCUGGAUCGAGCAUGGGAUAGAGUUGGCGCUUGGGCAUGGGAGCCUGCUUGCUAAGCCUUUGAGGGUAGCCGAGGCAGCUGCAACGAAGUGGGCGAGGGAAGUGUCCCGUGAUGGGGAAGAGCGAGUGCUAACCCGCGUAAGGGUCAAGCGCGUUGGAGAACUCAGGCUUCCAUCUGCUCCGCUGCGAGUAAUCCUGCCUGAGUUUCUAAUAGAGAAGAGUUUUGGUGGGCAGGCGAGGGUAGAGGCAGCAGUUGAAGCUGCUCUGAGGGCGCGAGAUUGGGAGUAUGAGCGAUACACGUGUGAACUGAUGUAUGGUCUAUACCUAGACCUGAGAUUCCUGCCUUCCAGUCAGUGGCUCAGGGACACGGCCAAUGCACUGGACGUAUACGCCUCUUCUCAUGAUCCGAAUGAGGGAGAGGUGGACUGGGAUGAGAUUUGGGCAGCGGUGGGCCGAUAGGGAAAGUCUUCCCUUUCUACUAAAGGCGAUCCUUUUGAUUUGGUGUGGUCGCCUCUCUGCCCAUUACCGUAGUUAUGAAGGUAAACGUC